AUGUCCGAUUCUUAUGAUUACCUCUUCAAGUUUUUAAUUAUUGGAAAUACUGGAACGGGAAAAACAUGUUUAUUGAGAAGGUUUUUAGAUAACACUUUUAGAGAAGAAACACUUCACACAAUAGGCGUAGAGUUUGGCACAAAAAUUGUCUGUGUCGCUGGAAAGUCCCUAAAGCUUCAAAUCUGGGACACUGCAGGUAGACUUGAAAUAACUUUAAUAAAGUUAAGAGGGGCGGCUGGUGCUCUUGUCGUCUAUGAUAUUGCUUGUCGCGAAACUUUUAAUCAUGUUGCUGAUUGGAUAGCCAGUGCCAGAGAAUUAGCUAGACCAGAGCUUGUAAUUAUUCUUGUUGGUAAUAAGGUAGAUCUUGGAUCAGAUGCACGAGAGGUAAGCAAGUUUGCUCAAUGCAUAAUGUUCACAAUUUUACAUUAUAGUAUGCUAUAUUUUAUAUUCUCUCUAUAA
Messenger RNA from Protopolystoma xenopodis, 459 nucleotides. NCBI's taxonomy places the organism in Eukaryota, Metazoa, Platyhelminthes, Monogenea, Polystomatidea, Polystomatidae. The record is from the annotation of a GenBank genome assembly.